GGAGCCGCGCUGCGUGCUCAGUCUCUGCGGCCGCGAACCCCUUGGUCGUGGGAUCCGUCCAGGCAGCGCGGGCUGUCCAGGUCCCCUCGGGCUGCGCGAUCCGGAGAACACAAUGGACAGCAAUGAGUUAAUUGAAUACUUUAAGUCUCAGAUGAAAGAAAAUCCUGACAUGGCCUCAGCAGUAGCUGCCAUCCGGACUUUGCUGGAGUUCUUGAAGAGAGAUCAAGGGGAGACGAUCCAGGGCCUGCGAGCGAGUCUCACCUGUGCCAUAGAAACUCUGUGUGACGUGGACUCCUCCGUGGCCGUGUCCUCUGGCGGGAAGCUCUUCCUGCGCUUCAUCAGCCUGACUUCCCUGGAGUACUCUGAUUACUCUAAAUGUAAAAAGAUCAUGAUUGAGCGGGGAGAACUUUUUCUCAGGAGAACAUCCCAAUCGAGAAAUAAAAUUGCAGAUCUGUGCCAUACUUUCAUCAAAGAUGGGGCGACAAUACUGACUCACGCCUACUCCAGAGUGGUCCUGAGAGUUUUAGAGGCGGCAGUGGUGGCCAAGAAGCGUUUCAGUGUGUACGUCACAGAGUCACAGCCUGACUCAUCGGGGCAAAAAAUGGCCAGAGCUCUCUACCACCUCAACGUCCCUGUCACCGUGGUCCUGGAUGCUGCUGUUGGCUAUAUCAUGGAGAAAGUGGAUCUUGUCAUAGUUGGUGCUGAAGGAGUUGUUGAAAAUGGGGGGAUUAUCAACAAGAUUGGAACCAACCAGAUGGCUGUGUGCGCCAAAGCCCAGAACAAGCCUUUUUAUGUCGUUGCAGAAAGUUUCAAGUUUGUACGACUCUUCCCACUAAACCAGCAGGAUGUCCCAGAGAAGUUUAAGUAUAAGGCAGAUACUCUGAAGACUAUGCAGACCAAACAGGAUCUCAAAGAGGAGCACCCAUGGGUCGACUACACCUCCCCUUCCUUAAUAACACUGCUGUUUACAGACCUGGGGGUGUUGACGCCCUCAGCAGUCAGCGACGAGCUCAUCAAGCUGUAUCUGUAGCCGCUGGAUCCCUUCCUGCAGGCGCACAGCUGAUGCACUUGGGCAGGACACUUUCCAGUUUCCAGAAAUACAAGUUAGAUUAUUGGCUACUUAACCAAUGAAAGACAUGCCCAAGCCCACCUCCCUUCCCUGCACUCCAGACUGAUUUGCCAAAAGCAUUGAUUAAAGAGAUGCAGGCCUGCAAGAGCAGGCAUUCCUACCUGCAGCCAGGCGCCCCUGCAGGAACCAACAGGCGCCCAGGACACGUUACAAACGGUGCCUUAUGAGAGGCUGGAAACCCGGGUUGAAAUCACAUCAGGCAUCCAGUGGUGACCAAGAGCCUGGGGCUGCCAUCCCCUCCUUGGGAUUGGGACAGACGGGACCGGAAACCACCCAGAAAACCCAAGGAAGGUAGAAAUAACAUUUAGGAGGAGUAGCCUCCGUGGCUCAGCACGUAUGAAGACCUUCCAGAACAUCUGUAAACUUGAAAGUCUGCAUCUGUGGAAGAUGUGAAUUUCCUUUAAACGUGUUUGAUCCCUGAAGAGCUUUUUAAAAAUUGUACUUGGG
Molecule: messenger RNA, 1576 nt
Organism: Odobenus rosmarus divergens (Pacific walrus)
Lineage: Eukaryota; Metazoa; Chordata; Mammalia; Carnivora; Odobenidae
Gene: EIF2B1
Product: eukaryotic translation initiation factor 2B, subunit 1 alpha, 26kDa
Exons: 10
Coding region: 113-1030 (305 amino acids)
Biological process (GO): translational initiation
Cellular component (GO): eukaryotic translation initiation factor 2B complex
Molecular function (GO): translation initiation factor activity; guanyl-nucleotide exchange factor activity
Source: RefSeq, a predicted model, not a curated record